Fonsecaea multimorphosa CBS 102226 is the source of this 1467-nucleotide messenger RNA. RefSeq lists its product as uncharacterized. The record is from RefSeq and is a predicted model, not a curated record. Gene Ontology annotation, molecular function: carbohydrate:proton symporter activity. Gene Ontology annotation, cellular component: membrane. NCBI's taxonomy places the organism in Eukaryota, Fungi, Ascomycota, Eurotiomycetes, Chaetothyriales, Herpotrichiellaceae. Gene Ontology annotation, biological process: transmembrane transport; carbohydrate transport. The transcript is spliced from 5 exons. Bases 1 to 1467 code for a protein of 488 amino acids.
AUGUUUGGACUCAAUAGGUUUCAGCUGUUUUGUCUGGCGUACAUCACGUUUGGUUCUGCUUUCUAUGGAUACGACUCCGGAAUCACCACGUCAGUGCUCGGCUACUCGAGCUUCCUGACUUACUUCAACCUGAAUGCGAACACUAUUGGAGCCUUCAACUCGGCGUACUAUGCUGCGUGUGCGGUUGGCAACAUUGCCAACUGGUACCUGCCUGACAAAUUCGGACGAAUACGGACUCUACAGUUUGCGUGUCUCCUGAACAUCCCCGCCAUUGUCUUGCAAACUGCUGCCGUCAAUUUUGGAAUGUUUGUGGCCGGCAGGGUCAUUGGCGGCCUCGCUUGCGGCAUUGUGUUUGCAUUGUGCCCAGUCUACGCCAGCGAGAUUGCACCGCCGCAUAUCCGAGGCAGGAUUGGUAUGAUCUAUGCCAUGAACGUCUCUAUCGGCUACGCCGUCACAGAGUGGAUAGGUCUUGGAUUCUAUUUCAUCAAAGGCAACACCUCGUGGAGAGUCCUGUUCGGUCUCCAGGCAGUCCCGACUCUGGUGAUGGGUAUAUUCUCCUUCUGGAUGCCACGCUCGCCUCGAUGGCUGGUCAUGAAAGGACAUUACGACGAGGCCAAGUCUGUCUUGAAGCUCAUCCACGGUGGCUUGCACCAUGACGACACCUUCUACGAACGCGAGUUCCACCAGAUCAAGGCCCAGAUCCAACUUGAUCAGGACGAGCAACUCGGUCUCAAGGACAUCUUCCUCAAGCCAUCCUAUCGCAAGCGGGUGCUUCUUGUCAUGAACUUCUUCCUCUUCCAACAACUCACGGGCAUCAUCCCCCUCCAGAAUUAUCAAGUUUUCAUCUACCAGAUCUGCGGUUUCGACGCGGUCAUGUCCCUUGUGCUGGUGGGCAUCUGGGGCACCGUCGUCAUCAUUGCAGUCGCCUGCAUGUCGCCUUGGUUCGACCGCAUUGGCCGCCGGUCAUCGGUCUUCCUGGCCUACAGCUUCAUCAUCCCAGGAGCCCUGCUGAUUGUCAUCAUGUGGGCUCGAUUCGAAGCCGGCGGCAGUAAGGACCUGGGUGUGGCCAAGGGCAUCAUCUUCGGCAUGUUCUUCCUCGUUUGGGGUUAUGGCGGUAUUCUCAACACUUUUGCUCCGUGUUACUCCUCGGAGAUCAUGCCGACCUGCAUCCGGGCAGCGGGUGUCGCAUGCGGCUACGCCACGUUCAACUGCAUCGUCAUCCUCCUCGUGCAAGUCACGCCCUUGGCCCUCGAGCACAUCUCGUGGAAAUACUUCCUCAUCUUCGUCAUCUGCGACUUCAUCUUCAUCGUCAACUUCUACUUCUUCUACCCGGAGACAAAGAACAAGACACUCGAGGAGAUCGAAGCCAUCUUUGGCGACCGCAUCGCCGAGACAUUCGAGGAGGCUGGCCAACGCUUCCAGGAAGAGAAAGAGAAGACACACGUCGUGGAGCACAAGGAAGUCUGA